This is a messenger RNA of Pochonia chlamydosporia 170, 213 nucleotides long. RefSeq lists its product as hypothetical. NCBI's taxonomy places the organism in Eukaryota, Fungi, Ascomycota, Sordariomycetes, Hypocreales, Clavicipitaceae. The record is from RefSeq and is a predicted model, not a curated record. The transcript has a single exon. Bases 1 to 213 code for a protein of 70 amino acids.
AUGCCCCCUGGUGUUGAAGCGAAGCAACAUGAGUGUGUGAUUGACAUUACGACGGUGCACUCCGGGCUUCAGGACAAUGACCUGUCGAGGCGGCGAAUAUUGGCACUACACGUCCAUAGUGCUCUCCUGGCCGUUGAUUGUCAGGCGGUUGACUCCAACGUGGCUGAGGCGUUUUACGGGCUUUUGAUGACUGAUCAUCUUUUGGGCGGAUAA